Messenger RNA from Opisthocomus hoazin, 1002 nucleotides. NCBI's taxonomy places the organism in Eukaryota, Metazoa, Chordata, Aves, Opisthocomiformes, Opisthocomidae. The record is from RefSeq and is a predicted model, not a curated record.
AUGGAGCCGUGGGGCAGGCCAGACCCCCACCUCCGAGAGGUCGUGUGGUUUGCGGUGCGCUGCAGAGCCCUGACGCUUCUGCUGCAGGCCCUGUUCAACCUCCUGAUCCCGGAUCACGCCACGGACGCCUUCUCCCCCCCUCGCCUGUCCGAGCCCGGCCCGUGGGACCAGCUGCCGGGCCCGCCGGCUGCCACCGUCUUUAGGGCGGCCGCUUACUCGGAGAGCAUGUUCGCCUGCCUGGCCUUCAGUGCCAUGUGGCACCUGGAGAAGGGGCAGAGCUGGCUCAGCGGGCUGCUCUUCUCCCUCGCUUCGGGGGUGCGUGCCAACGGGCUUAUUAACGCUGGCUUCUGUCUCUACUCCGGCGCUAAACGCUUUGCCCUCCGGCUCCAGGUGGGUCCGGGAUCGGUGAGGAAGCUCCCUCCGCUAUGGAAGCAGCUCCUUAGCCUGGCAUCUGCAGCCGUUCUGAUGUGCGCCGGGAUUUUUCUGCCUUUUGCUUUGUUUCAGUAUUACGCCUACGUGAGGUUCUGCGGUCCCGGUGCCGGCCGGGAGCCGGCUGUUUCCGCCCCGCUGCGGCAGCUGGCUGUGGUCUAUUCCUACAUUCAGGACGCUUACUGGAAUGUGGGCUUUCUGAGGUAUUUUGAGCUCAGGCAGAUACCAAAUUUCUUGCUUGCUUUGCCCAUCACGCUGCUGGGCUCGUGGGCUGCCUGGACCUAUGUCUCUGCAAACCCCCGGCACUGCCUGACUCUGGGUCUAGAGAGAAGAAGGAGCGAAGAGGAGGGUAAACCGAGAGCGGGAUUUUGCUCCCCAGCUGUCUUCGUGUACGUGGUCCACGCCACGGCCCUGCUGGUGUUCGGAUUCUGCUGCAUGCACGUGCAGGUUGGGGGUUCCCGUGAAGCAAUAAUUAAAGAGGGAGAUUCCGAUCUCUGCCGAAGCUGCUGCCCGUGCCCGGCUCCCGAGCUGGACGGUGACAAGGAUCUCGGCGAGAUGGUGACAGUGAGGUGA